This is a messenger RNA of Ricinus communis (castor bean), 740 nucleotides long. RefSeq lists its product as uncharacterized. Bases 1 to 576 code for a protein of 191 amino acids. The record is from RefSeq and is a predicted model, not a curated record. The transcript has 3 exons. Gene Ontology annotation, biological process: response to auxin. NCBI's taxonomy places the organism in Eukaryota, Viridiplantae, Streptophyta, Magnoliopsida, Malpighiales, Euphorbiaceae.
AUGGCGAGGCUGGAACAUGGCCUGGAACUUUCAGGAAACCAGCAUGGCUGCAUUGUCACUGUCUUACCUAUAACACUGAAGAGUAAUGGGUGGAACAGAGAAGAACUGAGGUGGGGUGUCUUACUCACAAGAAAUUUUCAUGACAAUAACUUGCUAGACAGCAUCAUAUGGUCCUGGGGCAACCUAUGUCUCCUUUCAAAUCCCACCAGCAGACCCCUCACCACCACUCAUCAGAACUUUAUCAGAUUUUCUCUCGCACUCUUGAAUCUAUAUAUCCAUGUGUAUCAACCUAAAUCCAACCCAAAUCCUAAACUAAUCAGAUCCUCUACUUGCAAAAUUCUUCGUCGAUCAAAGUUGCAAGUAGCUAAAGAUAUUCCAAGAGGUUAUUUAGCAGUAUAUGUUGGAGAAAACCAAAAGAAGAGAUUCAUAGUUCCUAUAUCAAUGUUGGAUGAGCCUUCUUUUCAAGAAUUGCUAAGAAGAGCUGAAGAAGAAUUCGGGUUCAAUCAUCCAAUGGGUGGUCUUACAAUUCCUUGCAGAGAAGAUACCUUUCUUGAUAUUACUUCGCGUUUGAACUGAUCUUGACUUCUAUGUAAAUCAUCAAAGAAAAUUUUGUAGAUUCUACACAUUUUGUUUUCCCCUUCUCUUUUACACUUUGGAUGGAGCAGUUUUAUCUGCGAAAGAAUUGUAAAGUUUUUUUAUACUCAAGUUCUUCCCAAUGAGAUCCAAAGAAAAUUAUUUCA